CAGGCCAGACGCCAGGCUGAAGCAGAUGCGGGAGACGGCGGCCGCCCAGCAGGGCGGCAGCUCGAGGCUGACGGCCGUGGUGGGCUCCCCAACCACCGGCUCCAAGGCCUCGAGCAGCGGCGGCGGCAUCUGGAGCAGCGACCUCGCCGCCGCGGACCUCGUGAGGCAGGCGGUCCAGGUGCCCGGCCGGAUCCACCUAUAUUGGCUCGUGAAGAGCUCGGCCGAGCUGCAGUGGUGCCACAGCAUGCUCGUGGGGGCCGCCGACGGCCCCGCCAAGGCGAUCUUGGACGUGACCAUCUUCAUCACCCCGGAGGUGGACACCUCGCAGAUGGACCCGCUGCCCUGCCGCACGCAGCAGAAGCUGCACGUCGGCCGGCCGAGAUGGGGCCCCAUCUUCGAAGGCGUCAAGGCGGAGCACCCGGGCUGUAACAUCGGCGUCUUCCUCUGCGGCUCCAACGACGUGGGUGCGAAGCUCCUCAAGCAGGCCCGGAAGAGGAGCGACCCCCCGCAGGCGGGCUCCACGGGGACGUCCUUCUGCUACUUCCGGGAGCACUUCUGAGAGGCGGGGGCGCCCCCGCCGCCGCCUUUGGCUGCGGCGAGGUGGCCCCGUCCUCGACGGGCCGGCGCGCCCCAGGCCGAGGUCCGAGGAUCCAGCGUCGAGGGUCGAGCACCGAGGAGGAGGAGGAGGAGCUCGUUCUUCGCCGCGAGGCGGCAGAUCCGCCACUCGUGCCGGCGCGCGCCGCCCGACGGCGCGCGACCCCCGCGGCGGUGGCGACGCUCGCGAGUAUUGGUGGCGCGGCGCGCCGCCAAGAGCGAGGACAAGCCUGUCCACGGACCCGAGGACAGGCAGCUGGCCAGACGACAGACCGGCGGAGGGUUUCCAGCCCGGCCGCGCCACAGCCUUCGCGGCGCACAGGCGUCGGAUGACGCGCGUGGGUGGCCGAAGGGCGCACUCGCUUUUCACCCGCGGGGGCGGCGCUGCAGAGACAGAUGUUGGCGCCAGAGUUGCAUCAGGAGUCUGG
Messenger RNA from Prorocentrum cordatum, 1022 nucleotides. Lineage: Eukaryota; Dinophyceae; Prorocentrales; Prorocentraceae. The record is from the annotation of a GenBank genome assembly.